This is a messenger RNA of Trichoderma virens Gv29-8, 1128 nucleotides long. RefSeq lists its product as uncharacterized. The transcript is spliced from 5 exons. The coding region runs from base 1 to 1128 and encodes 375 amino acids. Gene Ontology annotation, molecular function: methyltransferase activity. The record is from RefSeq and is a predicted model, not a curated record. NCBI's taxonomy places the organism in Eukaryota, Fungi, Ascomycota, Sordariomycetes, Hypocreales, Hypocreaceae.
AUGGGAAGCCCGACAGGGAGCAAAAGAUCGAGCCGCAGCGAUUCCCUGGCUGGGGCUGCUCCUCGAUCGAGUCCUGUCAGCAAGUCUAGUCCUACAGGAAAUCUAGAGCCUGCGGCGGAGAAUCUGGGGCUCUUGCACGGCAACGCCGUCAUCGAACCUGGUGGUAGUGAUGAAGAUGGCGAAUUUUCACCAAGCGAAUUCGAUGCCGAGUCCAUCAGCGACCAAUCCGACUCUACAUCUUUAGGAUCUAGCAUCUAUGACCAUAGUUAUGUCAACGGCCGACGGUAUCAUCGCUACCGACACGGCAGAUAUCCAAUCCCAAAUGAUGAAGCGGAACAACACCGUGAGGACAUGCUACAUACUAUGAUGUUAGAGGCGACGGAUGGGAAGCUAUUUUAUGCCCCAAUUGGGGAUUAUCCACAGAAGAUUAUUGAUCUAGGCACUGGCACCGGAAUAUGGGCCAUGGAGAUGGGCGACAGAUAUAUCGGCGCCGAGGUUUUAGGACUCGAUUUGAGCCCCAUUCAACCUACCUGGGUGCCCCCCAAUGUCACAUUUCUCAUCGACGAUGUCGAAGCUGAGUGGCUCAACGGUGAUGAUUGGGACUUUGUCCACCUGCGGAACAUGAUACCUGUCAUGAAAUCACCCGUCGGUCUCCUCAAGCAGGCAUAUGACCAUAUGAAGCCCGGCGGUUGGGUUGAGCUACAAGACGUGGACGGGGAUGUUCACUCCGAUGACAACACGAUCCCAGAAGACUGGCCUCUCAAGAAAUUCACAGAAUACAUGCUUGAAGCAUUUGCCAAGUUUGGUACAAAUGCCCAUGCGGCUGUAUUUGGGGGGCAGUACUUGGCAGAGGCAGGCUUUGUCAAUAUCCAGCAUAAUUAUAUCAAGCUUCCCUAUGGCACAUGGCCGAAGGAUAAAAUUAUGCGGCUGGUUGGGAUGUAUUAUCGCACAGCCUGUGAAGACUUUUUCCCUGCAGUCGGUGCUAUUCAUUUCCCCAUGCUUGGAUGGGAGAAGACAGAAAUGGAAGUCUUCUUUAUGCAGUGUCGUCAGGCCAUGCGUGAUCCCAAGGUCCACGCGUAUGGCAAGAUGCAUUUUUGGAGCGGCCAGAAGCCUUACAAUGCAGAGUGA